AGGUUCAGUGGUGGUAGUGGAAGCUUGCUCGUCGUGAGACAGAGAGGGGGGAAGGGGGGGGGAGUAGUGGGAAAGGUGGACCCAUGCAAGGACUUGUUACUUGUCUGCAAGCCCCGGGCAAACCCCCUCCGCUUCCGCUUCUGCUUCCACCUGCUUUGCCGCCAUCUGCGCCGUCUUUGACGUGUCCCCCCUCACUGCCGUUGUCAUCAUCAGUGCCACUCGACCUAUCGCUUUCAGCACCGUCCUUAUUUAGCUUCUCUUUGUCGUCGUGCUUUGACCAGCAACGUCGACCGAGUCAACGCCGGCGAUGGAUGCCCUUGGGCUUGGAGAAACACCCUCUCCCUUCCUUAUCUCACCGAUGUGAAUCCUCCCCCGUCGGAUCUGGCGGCUUUCCUCUCCUGUGGCAGGGAUUCGGAUCCCAUCAUCUGCCAGAACCGGACAAUUCGUCGUUGUCUGCUCUUCCUGCUGUGUGCUCCGUCUUGAGCGCCGCCGCCUACCCAUCAUCAGAUCGACUCCUCGUCCUUCCCCCUGUACAUCUGUCAUCCAACGGUCGCGAUCCGGUGGCCGCAGGUGCGACCGCCCCAUGGCGAACGGACACGUUGUCCGUCUCUAUCGCGACGACACUUGCGAGUUAUGCGACGGCCGUCGUCGAUCGAAGCGAUAACGAGGUGCCAGCUGGCGCAGCGGCAGCGAUUCUUGCCGUAGCAGUCAUCUGGGUAUCGACGAGGGAGAAAGACCAGGAGGGUGGGAACCCGGGCCGCGCAGGGUGUUCAUCCGAACUCCCCCACGCCGACGAGGCGGUGACGGUGGACAAGGGAGGGUCAAGGACGGGCGUUGCAAAGCGACGGGCUGCUGUGGAGAAAAGAGUGGCGGCGCAAAGCUUCAGAAAGUGCGCGGUAGAGGCGGAAAAGACCACAAAACGAACCCAACAUGGGAGCCGCGAGAGUGAGAGAGAAGCAGCUGCAGCAACAGUGAAAUCCGACGUGACGGCUGCGGACGAGGAGAAGCGCAAGCGCGAGCAGCCAGCCGCCAAGGAAGUAAGGGAUCAUCAGGGCUUGCAACAGCGGCCAGCGGAAGGCGGCGGAGCUUCCGCCAGAGAAGCGACUAGCUUAGCGGAGAGCAUUCGCCGGCAGGCGCAGCGAUUCACGACGGACGGCGCGGUGGUAGGGGCGCCGUCUUCAGCACCGGCGGGCGACAGGGAGCACCAGGACAUUCCCGCCAAGGCGAUAUUCGGGACCGAGGGGGUUGCGGACGGCGGGGGCACGAUCUGCGCGCCAGUCGCGGGGAAGCUUACGGUAGUUUUGGGGACUGGAAGCGAUCGACUGGGAGCGAUGAAGGGUGUGCCGCGCGGGGAGGUAACAAUCGUCGCCGCUGCUGAGGAAAGCGACAUCAAAUGUUCGGGGGGAGGGAUCGGCGGCGGAGGGGCGGGGGAGUCGGAAGCCAGGGACGAUGGCACUUGCGCGCUACGCGCGGCGGAAGAUUCUGCGAAGAACAACGUGGAGAGCGGCAAAAGUUUAAGUUCGAUGACGUUAGAGCAGCGGGAGAGAAGCAAUGCUGUCAGGGGAGGAAAGGAGCGGGAGCCCGGAGGGGGACGGCUUUGGGCGGAAGGAUGGGCGGGAGAGGGAGAGACACGUGGCGGCAGCAGGAGGAAGGAGCAGCUGGCGGUACAGUCUCCCCCUCCCCCCGUUGUCCGCGUCCUUCAGUGGAACACUUUAGCGGACGGCCUGGCGCAGACCGGCGAUUUCGUGAAGGCACCUCUAGCGGCCUUGGAGUGGGCGGGGAGGGCUCCUCUCCUCCUCGGGGAGAUCUUGAGAGCCGAUGCUGAUUUCAUUUGUCUUCAGGAAGUUAACCAUUUCCACGACUUCUUCGCGCCUAAGUUGAAGGAUCGAUCUGACGCAUACGCUGGCUUCUUUCAUCCGAAGAUGGCCUCCCCUGCCCGUCGAUUUGGCUUCGAUUGCGACGGGUGCGCUAUGUUCUAUCGCUGCCGGCGAUUUCGCUGCCUCGAAGAGAGAGCCAUGAAUUACGUGGACAGCUCGACUGCCAGGUGUCUUAACCAGGGCUUGCAGCUUUGCGUCUUCGAAGAGCGAUCGUCAGGACACCGGCUUAUUGUGGCCAACACGCAUCUGAAGGCGGGGGAGGAGUACGAGACGUUGAGAGUCUCUCAGGCGGAGCAGAUGCUGCGCGCGCUCGAGCAGAUCGCAGGUCGGUAUCCCGACGCGCCGGUCGUGAUAUGCGGGGAUUUCAAUGCUCCGCCGGAGUCCCAGGUGUGCGCAAGAAUGCGCUCCCACUUGAUGGGAUUGCGCAGCGCGUACGCCGGUUACAUUGGAGACUGCGCAGGGUGCCACGUGUCGGCGCCGGCGAGUGCAGAUGGUGGUCCCCACCAUUGUAGUGACGGCGCUCCCGCGUCAUCAUCUGCUUGUGGCGGGGAAGACACAAGAGAUGCAGAUGCUGGUGGUGGUUGUCUGGAGUUUCUUUGUGUGUGUACGGUGGCCGGCGAUGGAGGCGACGCUAAGGACGAACCUCCUUUCACCACGUGGAAGUUCCGAUCACGAGGAGAGAAAAGAGCCACCAUUGAUUACAUAUGGUAUGCUGAUGAGUGUGGAAGAGCUCGUUCGAUUCGUGGGGAGGAGGAGGAAGGAUGCAGGGGAUCUGGUCUGCAUCACGGAAGGGGGAUGGAGAAUAGGAGUAGGAGAGAGAGACGGUCCGUUUUUCGGCCUCGGCAGCGAUGGCGGCUGCCUGAUGAGACGGUCAUUGGAGUAGAUGCUUUGCCUUCUUCUUCUUUCCCGUCCGAUCAUCUGCCGUUGAUGUGUGAAUUCGCAUGGAUGUCAACAGGUAUUGAUGACGCACCUCUCCGCUUGACACGUGUCAAUGGCAAGGGCUCACUGGCCCGGCAGAGGACGGGGGAAAGAAGCGCAGCCGAGGACGACGAGGGGGUACGAUGCUACCAAACCCUGACAUUGACAAUGUUACCGACAAGCGGAGAUGCUGUCCCCGCUCGAUCAUCGCUCAUUGCGGGAUCUCCGCAGGGGACGCCCGAUCCUCGCCAAAGCGUGGAUCGAUCUCCAUGUGCAGCGCGGGGGUUGUUGGGCGUUUCACCGCACAGCCGUGGUCCAGAGGUCCGGUUGGGGAAAAGUCGCCGCGGUACCGUUUCCCAUGCGAUUGACAGCGUCGUUGCCCCGGGCAUGACACCCAUUUCGCCUUUCGCUGGUGUGUUGGGGGCUUCUCCGCCGGGUGUGGCCGGGGUUCGAGACGCGACCGCGUAUGGAGGUGUGUAUGGUGGUCCGUUGCUACCAUCCCCACUGCUGCCCAGACGGCUGGACUAUGUGGCCACAAUUCCUUUAGCACCUGUAUGGUCACAUGCGGUGGCCCCGCCGUGUCCCGCUGGAGGCGGUUCUCUUUCAGGAGAUCGCAGCGACGCAUGGCGUUGUCCAACCGUUUCACGUCCACGAGUCGUCGGCGCGGCGGCGGGUUCGUUUGCGGUGCCUCCUCAGGCUCCCUUUGUCGCUCCAAAUUUCACACCUCCGUUUGACGAUAUGGAUAGCUCUGCGGCAGUCGGCGGCAUGCCGUGUUCGGGCGACAACAGCAUCGUGCGAGUGUGUGUGCGGGAAGCGUGUUGGAGACGGUUGUACGCUCUCCGCGACGCUAUGGCCAAUGUGGGUGACCAACGCGGACCGAUCAGCGACGUUAUUGAUCGGCUGCUCCACUGAUCCUUGCCAGCCAUCCAUGCGGAGUUUGGUGACGAUGCAGCAGAUGUGAUUUCUUCUUCGUUGCCAUCUCGGGUGUGCGGUCGAGA
Molecule: messenger RNA, 3793 nt
Organism: Chara braunii
Lineage: Eukaryota; Viridiplantae; Streptophyta; Charophyceae; Charales; Characeae
Source: the annotation of a GenBank genome assembly